Molecule: messenger RNA, 8814 nt
Organism: Spirometra erinaceieuropaei
Lineage: Eukaryota; Metazoa; Platyhelminthes; Cestoda; Diphyllobothriidea; Diphyllobothriidae
Source: the annotation of a GenBank genome assembly
AUGGACGAGGCCUACCACUGGUAUCUGGACUCCCUAAUUCGGCGAGCUUUCAAUAAACUGAAACAGUUGGCUCAUGCCACAGCCAUCGCCUCCACAGUUCCUGACAACGAAAAGCCUGAAACUCCCGGCGCCAAGAUGGUUCUGUCGUCGAAACGCAAGGCCAGCCGUCAGCUGUCCAUUUUAACGCCGGAGAACCUGCAGACCUGUUUGAGCCGACUGUUGCAAUGUGACGCCAAGCAGGCCUCCGUAGUAGAGCUGGUGCGUUGCGCAUUCACCGAGCAUCGAUCGGUUCCGGACGAGGAGGGAGCCAAUGAAAGCGUCGUGGUCAUCUCACCUGAUGCGACGGUUUCCGUCGAGGGCCUAUUCGCGAAGGUAAGGCUAUGCUUUGUACAAUGCACCCACUGAGAUUUAACCUGCCCCCUCGUGAUGAGUUUCCUUUGUUGUUAAAUCGAUGCGAUCAAUUUCUGCAAGAGGAAAGGUGGAUUUCAAAUAAAUCAAUAAUUAUUAGCAAGUCGUACGCACACAUAGCAGAGGGUAAAGCGACCUACGUAUUACCUCCCAUGGUUCCAGUGUUUACAAGCCACGCUGCUAAAUGCGCCUUUAUGUUUCAGACUGGUUACUCACUGAAGUUCAGGAAGUGGUUGAAUAUCAAUCCUAAAACUGAGUAACGUCAAGAAUCUAUUGAUCAAAUGUAAUCUUCAACGUACAUGGGAUAGAUGUAACCUUAUAAGACUCUUGGUGAAACACUGUGAUUAUUUGUCCUUGUUAUUCGCAUUUGAGCAAUUGGGAUCCUGGUUUCCGGCGGGACGGUACGAUCAGGUUUAGCUUAGGCAAGCAGAUUGGCUUGGGUAAGGUUCAGGUUAGCGGCUAGGGUGAGGGUUAGAGUUCAGGUCAACUGAUUAGCAUGGAGUAUUGGUUAGAUGGAGGGCUGAAUCUAACUCUAACCCGUCACCUAACCCCGACUCAGGUUCUGAUCGUAAGCCUUAUUCUAGCAUUAGUCCUAAUUACCGAACACUUAUCGCCUAACCUCGCAGCCGACCGCAAACCUAAAUCAAACCUAACUCCAGCUCUAAACUUACCUAUACCUCUGGACUUUUUCCUAAUUCCACUCCCGGCAGCAAACCUGAUUCUAGGCCCAGCCCCGUUGUUAUUUUAAACUAAACCUAGUUUAAUGGUCCCCUGACGGACGGUUCGAGCCCAGGCUACUCAAGUAAAUAGAGUAGCUAACAAAACUCUUAAACAUUUUUUUACAACCCGCCUGCACUACGUCAAUUUCAUGCAAGGUUAAUGUUUUGCAUCUUCACUAAGACAGCGACAAGUUUUUGUUCCUGCGCAGCCCUGCACGACAAAAGGCCUAAACAAUCGUUCAAUCAAUCUCGUUGGACCACCUAAUGUUUUCAUUAAUCUUUCGCAGCCGUCUUGUUCGAUUGUAUGCAUUUAAAUCAGUUUUGCCCACGAGCGACUCGCAGUCUCCUCUAGGUCUCUUGGCUUUACAACUACAGUGAGUGACCGAUCUCAUGAAAAGUUGGCCGAAAUUCUGAAGUGCGUUUUCGAUUAGGAAGGAUUACUUAGGAGGGGUUGUAAUACUGAUCAUCAUGAGGCAAAAUCCUAUAGUAAUUAAGACUCUCCCGGAUGUAAUCUUUUGAUUGAGCUUCUUUUCGCUCCCACUUCAAAAACUAUACUCGGUUAAAACUGACUACUUAAGUAGCAUGCAUUUUCUCUAUUGAUUUUCGAUGGUCUUGUAAAUUCAAAUAUAUUCUAUGGAAAACAUGCACAUAAUAUGCUUUCUUUUACUCCUUCGGUAGAAAAUCACAUUGUCUUGAUAUUUUAUAUCCGAAGAUAGUGUAUAUUUAGGUUUUAAAAAAGUUUUACAAUUCCCGACUAAUUUUGAGUCUGAUCUGCCAUUGCAUUAGCGUUUGGCAAUUUCAGUCUACAAGGUGCACGCUUUUCGCGUAAGGCAAAUCAUAUGUUCCUCUAUGCCUUUAAGAAGGUACCACAUAGAGUUCCUUAACUUUCGCAAUGGAUCCGGAAUGUGUUGUGCAUUUUAUAAGGAGCAUUGCUAAACGGACUGGUGCGGUCUUGUAUGCAUGAACAUCACACGGCCUUAAAAAUCUCCUUAUUAGAAACUCUUUUAAAAUCCAAAUAUACACUUUCUUCGGGUAUGAACUAUCAAGCCAAUGUGAUUUUCUACCAAAGGAGUAAAAGAAAGCAUAUUAUGUACAUGCUUUCUAUAAAAUGCAUUUGAAUUUACAAGGCCAUCGAAAAUCAAUAGGAAAAAUGCAUGCUACUUAAGUAGUCAUUUUUCACAAAGGGCGUUUUCGGCAGGAGGUCAAAAAGGAGUGCAUCCAAAAAUCGACAUCCUAGUGAGUCUGAAAUGCUAUAGGCUUAUGCUGCAUACUUAUCAUUAUUACAACCCCCACCUAAGGUAUCCUUCGUAAUUGAAAACGCAUUUCAGAAUUUCGGCCAACAUUUCAUGAGAUGGUUCACGCACUAUGCCAAGUUUGUCAGUUACAAUUAUUUAUUUUCUAUGCCUAAGAGGUUUAUCUUGCAGUUGGUGUAUAAAUGUGGUUCGAGCUGCGUUUGGCUCGCCUUACGCAAUAGAGAUAAGGGAAUAUCGAUUAUUCGCAGUUGACAUUCUGCACUCGAUUCUGUCCCAGUGCAUCUGUUUUCGGAUUGUGCGGGUGUUGUACUUAACCCCCUACCCCCACGAGGAGUCACGCUGUAGAUGCACCGGAUCAGCACAGGCGGUCGGAUUGGCUAGUGGAACGCGUCAACCGGUUUGCGCCGAGUCCACGCCAGACCAUAACUAUUGCCACAACACAUGGAGGGGUGUAGCGUGACACGCCUAGGCGUGGGCUUCACACUACUUCAACCACUAAGCCUAAUCCCAGCGCGAGAUGGCCCGAAAGGCUCAACACUGGGACUCUAUCUCAACGGCACAGCAGCUCAUUCCUCACUAGAAUACAGUAGACGUCAAGAGUCUACAAAAGUACCCGUAAUUAUGCCUCAAGAUGAUUAGUAUUGCAAACCCAGUAAAAUAAUCCAUUCUGAUCAAAAAUACUUUUCAGAAUUUCAGUUAGCGACUGAAGAGAUAGGCAAGAUAGUGUAUAUACGUUUAUUUUCCAAAAUAACAUAGCUACAACUCAAAUUUAUAUGGGUAUCACAAUCAACGGUAAAAAUUCAUGCUACAUGAGUAGUCCUUUUUUACGAAAUAUAGAUUAUGUAGGCGGUCGAUAAGGGUCCCAUUCGAAGGCCGGAAUCUUAGCGUAGUUAAAAUGUCUUAACAUUCUGAGACAUGAUAACCAAUAUUACAACCCUACUUACAGUAGGUGGGCCAACUCAUGAAAUGUCAACCGAAAUUGCGAAAUGCGUUUUCGUUUUGAAAAGAUUACUUAAUUUGGGUUGUAAAACUGAUCAUCAUGGAGCAUAAUUCUAUAAUGAUCCAGUUACCUCAAGGGUUCGGCUUUCGAAUGAACUUAUUUUCGACUGCAUGCAAUAACUAUACUCUGCAAAAAAUGACUGCUUAAGUAGCAUGCAAUGUCCUCGUUGAUUUUCGAUUCCUUUAAGAGUUCAAUUAUAUUUCAUAAAAAUGCAUAAAAAUAUUCAGUCAUUUACUUAAUCGAUAGAAAAUAACGUCUUCUUUCAAUUCGCUGCUCGAAGGAGGGGCAUAAUUCGGUUUUAAAAAGUUGAUAAUUGUGGGAUUUUUCAAUAUUGUGAAAUGGCCGCGCAUAAAACGUCAUGUCUCUGCUUUUAGUAAUGUGGCUUGCACAGUUAGCAAUGUGGCUCAAACGCACUGCUAAAUUUUAUGAACCCCAUGUGGUCUCCUCUUAAUACCGUAGAGAAAUAUAUGGUUUUCCGUAUGCCGAAAAUAUACGGCUUGUAGUUUUGAAACCCUGAAUCCAUGUGUGACUGUAGAGCGAGUUCAAAUUUAUUCGGGAAUUAGAAAAGUUUUUUUUAAAACCGAAUUAUACCCUUCCUUCGAGUAUAAGAUUGGAAGAAGACGUUAUUGUCUACAAAUGAGCAAGAGAAUGAAUAUUUUUGUUCAUUUUUUUCCAUGAAAUAUAACUAAACCUUUAGGAGCAUCGAAAAUCAAUGAGAAAAAUUCCUGCUGCGUAAAUAGUCAUUUUUACAGAGUGUAGUUUUCGCAUGCAGCGGGAAUUUCAUUCGAAAGUCGGCAUCCUGAGGUAUCUGAAAUAUUCUUGAAUUAUGCUGCAGGUUGACUAGGUUUACAAGCCUACUUAAUAAAUCUUUUUGAAACGAAAACGCAGUUCGGAAUUUCGGUUAACAUUUCAUGAGUUAGCCCAACUACUGUAUGUCCGACCCAGGAAUCAUGGACACUGGGGCUUUUCUCCUUCGAAAUGUAUGAUUUAAAAUGCCUCGGACCAGUUUGGUUUGUCACUUUGGUUCAUCCUACGGAUGGCUAACCAAAUUAUUCUUUCCAGUGUACAUUUCGAAGUCAUACAGUGAUUGUAAAGGCUUAUAAUGCAUUUGCUGUGUAUCUUAGACAAGCGUUAGCUUAUCAAAGAUUCACCAAGGGAGCUUGCAAUGCUGGCAAACAUUGAAAAUGAACCAAAGCUAAUUCAUACAUAGUGAUCUGCUGGAUAUCGAGGGAGAAUCAUUCCAGCCUCGGAGCAUAUUUUUUGCUUGUUUUUGCUUAUCUUUCCUCGAGAAGCUCAUUAGAAAGUCCCAUUUAUUGUGGUUUUGACGGAAAGUAGGCAUAGUUGAAAAGAAAUAAUUCUUGAACUUGUCUCGCCAGCACUACUCAUACACUCGCUUCAAAUUUAUUUGACUCAAGGUCACUGAACAGGGUCAUACAUUGAUGUUGGACAAACGGUCCUGUUCGUAUCUCAGAAGGAUGGUGAUUAAUCAGACACAUUAGAUAAUUCCUAAGUUCACGUCUGGUCCAUCCGAUUCUUGUGAAUCUUUGAAGAAGAAAAGCAAAAUUUUGAGGGCUUGCAUUUACCGGUGUUCGUGUGGUAUUCCAUUUUUCCCUUUUCAGAAACCGGGACAACCGCAACCUGACUUCGUCAACCUUCUUGUAGAACGACUAGAAGCGGAAAGGAAGGCAACCAUAAACCAUAUAAUUAUGGAAUUACAACGUCAUAAGAGGUCCUCAGCGUACGUAAACGCCCUUUUAUUAUUUCGAAGGAGAUUUUAGGCCCUUAUAACACUUUACGAACUAUGAAGAUCCCGGUCAGACGGAGGCAUCUGAGAUCUAACUAAGACGUUACAAACCGAACUUUGGGUAUCUCGUGGAGAAUUGAACUAGAGCCACUGAAAUUUGAAGUAUGAUGUUAAUUCAUACUCUUUUACUGCGUGAUAAACGUGCAUUCAAUACUUGAGUUCGCACGUAGGUGUUUAAAAGACUGGAUUAGGUUAGCCACCGUUACGGAGAACUGGUUGCGUCUGUAUGUCUAACUUGUUGAAAACCUGCUUACGAAAAUGAACGCAUCUACGGCCCCUUUUUGUAAGAUUCUUAUAGGUACCGUGACAUCAGUCGGAUGGCAAAACGACAACUCUCGAAAUAACUGACGGAACAGUCAUUUUAAUCGUCACCUAAAUGAUGGGAAAGUGAAAUUCUAGUUUGAUAUGACCUUGGACACUCUCAUUCAGCCCAAAGAAAUGUUUGAAGUCGGAAAGAAAACGAUACUCACGCCAGAACUCCUAGGUACAAGACGACAGUGGAAGCAUUGGAGUUUUCGGCCAGCGAGCAGAGUAAAUAUUUUCGACCGUCAGCGCACUUGCUACAUUCAUCUUAUUCGACAGUGCGACUGGAUUCUGAACACCACUGUCCGGGUCAGAUGCGCACGAAACCAUACGUUCCUACCCGACCCUGGUCAUACCUUCAAGACUACAAUUCAACUCAUUUGUAGCUGGUCGACCGGGCCGAUACGUUGCAUGAUUACUAUAGGCCAUAUCAGUACGCUUCUGAUGGCUGUCGUCUACAUUCUGGCAGCGUUCGCAUUGUAGUGGGCAUUAAUAUUUUCGACCAUGACGAACAAAGACUGAAACGUUGAUUUACUCUGGAGACAGGUGAGAGGGUGCCGUUGGUGAUGAUAAUUCUAUUUUUUGUAGUGGGUACUUAACGCUUUGGGGAGUCCAAAUGCGCCCGUCGAAGCGAAUCUGCAGUCUGACGGCCAUGGGCGCGGUCGUUUUAGCCUGCACACUUCGGAUGCCGAAAAGAGAUUUCCAUUGGUUCAACAGCUGACGUUGACUUCAAUCCAGUUUGUACGGUUUGUGUUCCGUCCACACGGCAAAGAACAAGAGACCGGAAGGGGUGGGAUAAAGGAUACAACCGUACUUUGCAUCGCCUGUCAUCUUGAAGGGUUCUCAGACUGAUAGGCUUGUGGAGUUGCAAUGUUUAUGGCAUCCGCAUCAUCCUUCAAAACGGAAGUCUCAUUCCAGACAUGCCUUCAGGCGACUGAGAAGAACGAGGAGAGAUGCAGCCAAAAUCCACUUCGUCGAACCGUCUUUACUUGGAAAAGUGAGUUCCACUGAGAGCCGCAAUACCCACCCUUUAUCAAGUCAGUUCGCUGGCGAUCAGGACUGUCCACCUGGAGUAUUUCAAAAGCGUACGCGGCCUUUGGGUUAAAAAGACAGAUCCCAGUUUUCAUUCCUAAAACUCGGCAGUGUUGGUGACGGGUGGGUGAUCUAAAAUGUCAAAAUUUCCCUUAACAUCAGUGGGCAAAUAUUUGGAUCUGUGAAUCAAUACUUUUGUACAAGAAGUAAUCCGCCUUUCGAUAUACAGUACGUGACUUAUCUCAUGAAAUCUGAUAACGGAAUCUGAUGGGAGAAUUUCUGGACGCCUUCAACGUUGUGCAUCUUGUUCGCUCAUCCACUUCCUUCAAUAAAAUGUCCUUUUCUUGUGCAGGAAUUGUGUUAACGCAAUUAUAUCAAGUAAAAUAUCAGUAAAUUUUAGCGAAAACGAACCUUGAAAUAUAUUCGUGCAAGUUCCUAUGCUAAUACAUGUCAGUUCUAUUUAAAGUUAUCAGGCACCGACCGGCCUCAUAGCAUGUCACCUUAUGAAAACUUCUGUUCCUACGACGUCCCCAUCGGUGAACUUAAGCAAAAUCCAGUUUCUCUUGUUGAACCCCACCUCAUUUACAUCAAAGAAAUAAAAUUAAAAGCGACACAUUGGAAAACUGUUUUGGAAUCUGCACUCGGAAUGUUGGCAGUUGACAACCUGUCAUAUAUGAAAUCACACUACUUAUUAAACGAUAUUUAGAUGUAAACUUCAAUAUAACACUGUUAUUAGACGUUAUUGUAUGUCUACUUUCAUAUUUACUGCGUUUUUAGUAUGAGAAUACAAUCCGUACAUCUAAAAACGAACUUAACUUAAUUAGAGCCAUUUCUGACGUUUUCUUGAUAUUUAGCUUUUCAAAAUAAAUCAGCAUUUCUAAACAACGCAACACUGCCUUUAAUGUUUCUUUUAUAUUUUUAAUUCUUUUAAACUUGUAAUUAAUUAACAUAGAAAUCGGACUCAUGAAAUGGUGUCGGUUUGCGGGUGAUUGGCAAUCAUUCGUAAAUUUUGACACAUUUCAUGAGUUAGGUCACUAACUGUACGCUGGGAGAUCUGGUAGCGAGAAGUUCUGUUUCAAAGUACCUUGUAAGUAUAGAGGUUUGGGUGCAAGCCUAAAGGGCAGCUCUAGUUCGCCUUAAUUACCGUCAUCUACAACACUUCACUUAAUGUCUACAGGUAUGGAAGUUAAUUAUAGGCGUCACUAGAUCAUUCUCAGUCAUUUGUUCAGUUGGUUUUUAUGAAACCUUUCAUGAACUAUGUAAGCAAUCUGAGCAGAGUGUGGUUGGACGGGGGGAAUAAAUACCCCUCCCCCAUACCAUAGGUGGUCUUACGCCAAGUUCCCGGAAGCAGCUAUUCCUGUGCCUUCACUUUGACCCUAACCCCGACAUUAACCCUAACUCUUCUAGUCCCAACCCCAACGCCCUCCAAAAUUUGGCGCAAAGCCACCUGUUAUACUUAUUUUCGUGCCUUACGACCAUUUAUGCAAAAUCAAAAUCAACUAUGAAGAAACGCAGUGUACUACUUUAAUUUACAUACGAGAACUAGCGAAAACACAUUACUUAUAGGGCGGUAAUUACUGCCGUUCCCUAACCAGGACGUUUAAGAGGCUCUAAUCUCACUUGCUGGCUGAGUCACCGCGGACGGCUUUGCUUGCGAUUUGACCUGAUUCUCGCAACAUACAGAGUCCAUUUAGUUUGCAUCAGAACUAUUUGAGUGCUGAUGCCUUAUUUUUAUGUACAUAUGGGAUGUCCUCAUCUCACACAUCAGUCAAACCAUACUUGUAAUGACACACACAAAAAGCAGAUCUUUGGAAGUCGACGUACUUUACUGCACUGAAGAUACCGCCUCUCUCCCAUUUCAUUUCACCAAUCAGAGACGCAAAUUACGUGGAGCUGCCGGAGCUGCUGGAGGCGCUGAGGUCUGUCCGUCCAGAAUACGAAAAAUUGCUAGCUUUCUCCUCAACCCCACACUCGGCCGCUCCAUCCAGGGGACCCCCGUCUCCGGGCGGCUCUGUGGAAUCAGAACGGCCGUAUGGUGAGUAUUCCUGUGAGCUGGAUGAGACGGGAGCAACCCAGCAGGAGCAGGCGCUUGCUCUAGCUUGGUGCAAAUCUUCGCAACCGAAAAACUACCUUAUGGCCACACUCAAGUGGGUGCUUCAAGAGCAGUACACUCAUGAGAUCGAGGAUCCGCCUGAUGGAACCAGGCUGCCCAUCGAAGUGGUCAACAGACGACUGGUAGGCGCAAACAUCAAGUCCAGGGACUUGCUAACGGGCAUCCAACAACCCUCUGACUGA